CGUAUCAUCUGUAUCAGCGCGUGGCUGCGUCGUCUUGUUUGCAUGGCGUGGCAGCCCGACGAGGCUGGAUUGACACAGAUUCUACAACUUCUCAAAGAAAGUCAAAGUCCGGUUACUGAAGUCCAGCGAGCAGUGCAGCAGAAAUUAGAGUCAUUGAACCAGUAUCCCGACUUCAACAACUACCUAGUGUACGUCCUGACGAAACUUAAGAGCGAAGACGAGCCGACACGUUCUCUGUCGGGUCUUAUACUGAAGAACAACGUCAAGUCGUAUUAUCAGGCUUUUCCCGAAGAGGUGAAGGGGUAUGUGAAGUCUGAAUGCCUCUCUGCAAUAGGCGACCCUUCGCCACUGAUAAGAGCUACCGUUGGUAUUCUGGUGACGACCAUCGUGCAGAAAGGAAAGCUCAUCAGCUGGCCGGACCUGCUUCCUCUUCUCUGUCAUCUCUUGGACAGUGGAGACUACACUGUUUGUGAGGGAGCAUUUGGAGCAUUGCAGAAGAUAUGUGAGGACUCUGCAGAUCAGCUCGAUAGCGAUGCUCUCAAUAGACCUCUGAACACACUUAUUCCCAAGUUCUUGGCUUUUUUCAAGCAUGCGAGUGCAAAGAUCAGAUCACAUGCGAUUGCGUGCGUCAACCAGUUCAUCAUCACCAGAACGCAAGCAUUAAUGGUUCACAUUACUUCUUUCAUUGAGAAUCUGUUUGCUCUGUCGGGAGACGAAGAUGCCGAGGUUCGAAAGAACGUCUGUCGGGCGGUGGUCAUGUUACUCGAAGUUCGAGUGGAUGUGCUCAUGCCACACAUCCACAACAUCGUUGAGUACAUGCUGUUGAGAACUCAGGAUACCGAUGAACACGUUUCCUUGGAGGCGUGUGAGUUCUGGCUGACUAUUGCUGAGAUGCCGGUUUGCAAGGAGGUCCUUGCCCCUCAUCUGCCAUCGCUGGUACCGGUUUUGGUGCGUGGAAUGCGAUACUCAGAACUUGAUAUCGUUCUGAUGAAGGCGGAGGUUGAGGAUGAAACGGUUCCUGAUAGGCCAGAAGAUAUGAAACCAAGGUUCCACAAGCCGAAGACGCAUCUACAUCCACACAUUGAAAAGGAACAAGAAGAAGACUUCGACGAUGAUGAUGACACGGAUGUCUUGUCAGAUUGGAACCUGAGGAAGUGUUCAGCCGCUGCUCUUGACAUGCUAGCCAGUGUGUUCCGUGAUGACAUGUUGCCAACACUCCUCCCCAUUCUGAAAGAGAUUCUUUUUGAUCCUGACUGGAUAGCGAAAGAGUCAGGAAUCCUUGUGCUAGGAGCCGUAGCAGAAGGUUGUUACACUGGGAUUGUGCCUCAUCUGCAGGAACUGAUUCCUUUCUUGAUUGCAUCAUUAGCCGAGAAACGAGCUCUUAUUCGUUCCAUCACUUGUUGGACACUGAGUCGAUACUCUCACUGGAUAGUUAGUCAACCACACGAGUUAUACUUGCAGAAACUAAUGGAGGAGUUGCUGAAGAGAAUACUGGACAGCAACAAGAGAGUCCAGGAAGCGGCGUGCAGUGCAUUUGCCACUUUGGAGGAGGAAGCUUGCACUGAGUUGGUUCCCUAUCUUUCGUAUAUCUUGCAGACACUUGUCUUUGCUUUCAAGAAGUACCAGCACAAGAAUCUAUUGAUCUUAUACGAUGCGAUCGGCACUCUGGCUGACUCAGUUGGAAAUCAUCUUAACCAACCAGAAUAUAUUGAGCUAUUGAUGCCACCGUUAAUCGAGAAAUGGAAUAACCUGCAAGAUGAAGACAAAGAUCUCUUUCCUCUCCUAGAGUGUUUAUCAUCAGUAGCAACUGCUCUUCAGGGUGGGUUUUUGCCUUAUGCAACUCCUGUGUUUCGUCGUUGUGUCAGCUUGGUUGAGAAGAACCUUACUCAAUCGAUUGUAUCUGUGAGCAACCCAGACCAUUAUGAUCCUCCAGAGAAGGACUUCAUGAUUGUAGCUCUUGAUUUGCUUAGUGGAUUAGCUGAAGGGUUAGAGGGUGCCAUCGAGAGCUUGGUAACGGAGAGCAAUAUUCUGGAACUUCUCUAUCGUUGUGUUCAGGAUCCCAUGGCAGAAGUUAGGCAGAGCUCAUUUGCUCUACUUGGUGACUUAACGAAGGCCUGCUUUCCUCAUGUCAAACCAGUAGCAGAUCGGUUUGUGCCCGUGUUAGCGCGGAAUCUCAACCCAGAGUUCAUUUCAGUGUGCAACAAUGCAACGUGGGCAAUUGGCGAAGUCGCCAUUCAAAUGCGUGAGGACAUGACUCAAUACAUUUCGAUUGUAAUUCCUCACUUGGUUGCCAUCAUUAACCGACAAAAUACACCCAAGACUCUGCUGGAGAACACGGCGAUCACUAUUGGACGGCUUGGUCUGGUGUGUCCGAAUGAAGUAGCACAGCAUCUCCAACAGUUUAUCAGGCCGUGGUGUACGUCACUGAGGAACAUCAGAGAUAAUGAAGAGAAGGAUUCUGCGUUUCGUGGUGUCUGUGCCAUGAUUGUUGUCAAUCCUAGCGGAGUGGUCCAGGACUUCAUAUUUUUCUGCGAUGCCGUGGCAUCAUGGGUAGAACCCAAGCAAGAUCUAAAAGAAAUGUUUUUCAAGAUUUUGCAUGGGUUCAAGAAUCAAGUUGGUGAAGACAACUGGAAGUGUUUCUCUGAUCAGUUUCCUCCACUGUUACGAGAAACGUUGACGUCUCAGUAUGGUGUGUGAUAAGAAUGAAAGGGAGGGCAGGGAAUAGGUCACUAGCAUUAUUUUGUUGCGUUUCACUUAUUCUGGAAUCGUGAUUGCCGCGCAUUUCAUUGGGAUGAAGUCUGGCGUUUCAGGCGUGGGUGGGACUUUUACGGGGAUCAGCAGCCGUGAUCAUGUCAGUCAGCGUCUGUCACAAUAGUCGGCUGUGUUGUCUCGUCCAAUCUGUCCUAGUCAAGCAUGGCAGCAACAGGUGGUGGUGUUUAUCAGUGUCAGCUGUUCAUCUCUCGUUGCAUCCUCGACUGUUAUUGGUGUGUGCAAGUGUCAUUGUCAUAUACCCGUAUCUAUAUGCUUUGGAGGGCGUCUGUGUGCUAGCUGGAUGAUGUGCGAAGCGUGAUUGCAUCAGUGUGAGCGUGCGUCUUCAACAUUUAAAUGGUUAUCAGAUUGUCUUGUACGCAUCAGUGGUGUGUGAGAAGAGGUUUGCUGUCGAAAUUGUGUCUCUCCAUUAUGUGGCGUGGAGUGCUUGUGUUCUGUGAGCCAAGCGAGUGUUAUCCUUCGUUCAGUCAGCAGUUCGGUUUCUUGGCGUUCGUCAACUGUAGGUGCAUAUUGUGAUAGAGUUCUGCUGUUGUGUGACAUGCAUGGAAUAGACGUUACUUCUGUUCGUUUUAAUUAGUAGGGUAACUGUUCAGAGUUUAUUUACGGAUGGUCGUUUGUAGCAGAUGUUAGUGUACUCCCAGAUUGUUUUAUUUUCAUUUGGCUUGGCUUGGCUUUUUUUACGAUAUCAAUGUCAUUCGGUCCUGGUAAUGUUUUAUCUAGAGUUGUGUCGCAUUUGUAAGGAGCGCGCUGUCAGUGUGCUGAAUAAUUAUUGGUUUAUACUGCA
Corticium candelabrum is the source of this 3553-nucleotide messenger RNA. Its product is annotated as transportin-1-like. Lineage: Eukaryota; Metazoa; Porifera; Homoscleromorpha; Homosclerophorida; Plakinidae. Gene Ontology annotation, cellular component: cytoplasm; nucleus. The record is from RefSeq and is a predicted model, not a curated record. The transcript has 26 exons. Gene Ontology annotation, biological process: protein import into nucleus. Gene Ontology annotation, molecular function: nuclear import signal receptor activity; small GTPase binding. The coding region runs from base 43 to 2697 and encodes 884 amino acids.